CAAACGUCAAAAGCAAUAAUAAUAUAAAUCGUCUGAUGGUUUUUGCUUGUUGCCUUCGCCAGUCCUCACCCAACUCUGUACAAGCAUAAUUUCUGCUUCAAACCUUUGGUUGAAAAUCGUGCAAGUCAAUAGUUGUUCUGAAUUUCAGGUGUCCGAUUUUUACGAAAAAAAAGUUAUAAAUGGCAGAAGAAUUAUGGCGCGAAUGCGCUGCCUGGCUUACACGUUGCAAAGUAAUUCCAGUGGAUCAUAAAGCCAACCAGCCUGAAUCUGAUAUAAAAACUUUGGCCGCAAUUUUACGUGAUGGAGUGUUACUGUGUAAUUUACUCAUUUUUUUAGAUCCCAGCGUAUUUGACAUGAAAGAUUUCAAUAGGAAACCACAAAUGGCCCAUUUUUUAUGCAUUCAAAACAUUAAGCUGUUUUUGGAUAUUUGUAAAUCUAAUUUUGGCCUGAAGGAUGCGGAUAUAUUUGAACCAACUAUGCUCUAUGACCUUACGAAUUUUCACCGAGUUUUACUAACAUUAUCAAAACUAUCUCAGAGUCGUAAAACUCAUUUAUCGCACAAUAUUAUCGGUUUUGAUUCACAACUGACGCAAUCCGAUAAAAGCAGCUCCGAUGAAGAUAUCUACCGUGAUUUGCAUGUCUCGAUAAACCAUAGCGCCAGUACAAACGAAAUUGAUGCUAUUGAAAUUAUGGUAAAAAGCAAUAACAACUUGAAAGGAAGAAGGUGUAUCGAAAGUCAAAUAUUCAAUGAUAUUGAAUGCGGAACAAGCUACGACAGUAUUGCUGCGGGAAACGAAACAAUUUAUGAGGACCUAUGUUGUGUGACCUUCUCUUCUACAUUACCAAAGCUUGCACCGACAACCAAUUUCGAACAAAGGGACUUCGUUCUUAAAGAGUUGGUCGAAACUGAAUCAAACUAUCUGGAGGCAUUGAUAGCUUUAAAAUGUAAAUUCAUGCAACCAUUGGAAAAAGUCCUCACAAAAGAUGUGUUACGAAUAAUAUUUCCGUGUAUAAAAGAAUUAGUGGAAAUUCAUGAAAAAUUUCUAGAUAAAUUGCGAGGAGCUGUACAACCAGAUUCAAAAAUAAAACUGAGUGCGGUUUUUCUUGAAUUUCGAGAGCCGUUUCUAAUAUAUGGCGACUAUUGUUCCUGUAUGACUAAUGCCACAGAUAUGCUACGAGAUGUUUGUAAAAAAUCGAGUAAUGUGGUUCAAGCCGUUAAUUCUCACGAUGAUUUCCGCGGGCUUGAGCGUGCAAAAGAAGCUAUGGUAGAUGUAGCGCAGUAUUCUAAUGAGGUCAAACGGGACUCGGAACAUUUAGUUGUUAUACAGAAAGUAAAGGAGAGUAUCCUAGAUUUGAAUUUGCCAACGGGAAAUAAUCUGGAGCAGUAUGGAAGAUUAUUAUUAGACGGCGAUUUAAAUAUAAAAGCUCACGAGGAUCAAAAAACGAAACAUCGCUAUGCAUUUGUCUUUGAAAAAGUAAUGAUAUUAGUUAAAAACUCAAAUGCCAAAAUAGGGGAAGGACAAUAUAUGUUCCGCGUGGCUUAUAACUUACAAGAGUAUCGUGUGGAAAUCUGUCAUUCGCGACGUACUUUAGGACGAGAUGCACGGUUGAAAUAUUCUUUGCUGCUAGCAAGAAAAACGCAAUCCACAGCUUUUACUUUAUACAUGAAAACAGAAGAAGAACGCGAUAAAUGGAAACGUACUUUUGAUAUAGCCAUGGAUGUUAUAGAACCAAUUGGAUGCCGGAACACAGACCAUAAAUUCAGUGUAACUACUUUUGAUGCACCUUUUACAUGUAGACACUGUUCAAAGUUUUUAAAAGGUAAAAUCCACCAAGGCUAUCGGUGCAGGAGCUGUGAAAUUGCUGUACAUAAGGGCUGUAUUUCGUCUACUGGAAGAUGCAACCAAAACCAGUUUCCUCCACCAGUAUGUGACAGAUUGUUAUCUGAAUUUAACUGGUUUGUCGGAUCAAUGGAUCGCGAUGUAGCUACAAGUCAAUUGGAAAAAAAGAAAAUAGGAACCUAUUUAUUACGAGUUCGUCCGCAAGGAGCGUCAAAUUCUUAUGAAACGAUCUAUGCAUUAAGUUUAAAAACUGAUAGCAAAAUAACAAAACAUAUGAAAAUAUAUCAAAAACAGGAUAGUUUAGCGCCUUCAUAUUAUUUAUCAACGCGACGAUAUUUUAAAACCAUUAUUGAACUGGUUUCCUUCUAUGAGCGUAACGAUCUAGGAGAAAACUUUGCAGGAUUAAACCAAUUACUUCAGUGGCCAUUCAAGGAACUAGUUGCUACAGCAUUGUAUGAUUUUACACCAAGUGAGCCAAAUCAACUACCCUUGAAACAAGGUUGCCAAGUAAUCGUCAUUGGGAAGGAAGGUGACGGUAAAGGUUGGUGGCGUGGGAAAACUUUGGAAAAGGUUGGAUUCUUUCCUAAGGAGUACGUUAGAGAAAAUCAUAUUUUUAUCAAUGAACACUGAUGGCUACUAAAUAAACGGACUAUAUAAAGCUAAAGCUGCUAACCAACGGAACUGAUUCUCUUUGAAACUAUUUCUAUUGUCCCGUAUCGAGAAUGCAUAACAAUGAUUCAACUACUUGCGAUCACUUCGAUUAUUGUUA
This is a messenger RNA of Topomyia yanbarensis, 2610 nucleotides long. RefSeq names its product protein vav (gene Vav). Gene Ontology annotation, molecular function: protein binding; guanyl-nucleotide exchange factor activity. The record is from RefSeq and is a predicted model, not a curated record. The transcript has 13 exons. NCBI's taxonomy places the organism in Eukaryota, Metazoa, Arthropoda, Insecta, Diptera, Culicidae. Gene Ontology annotation, cellular component: cytoplasm. The coding region runs from base 180 to 2471 and encodes 763 amino acids. Gene Ontology annotation, biological process: cell migration; regulation of GTPase activity.